GCUGCCUGUGGCUAGUAGAGCACUAAUUUAGGACUUCCUGUGGCAUGACGACAUGACCCUGUACUUACAGAGCGAGCAAUCUCAAAAUUGUUCUACGAAUCAAUGACAUUAAAAAAAAGAAGUAAUGUAUUUCAGAAUUGAAGUAGUGGGCUGCCUGUUCUUAGCACGAAAGCAAACACGCACGUGCGAUCCGUGCACGCGCGUGAAGUAAAUCUGCGCGCGAGUAACAGAGCGAGCUACGCGUGGCACGUGAUCAUAAAGACGCAACAAUCGAGAAAACGGCAAUGCACAGAAAACAUCCAGCUACAACGUGAAUACAAAAUGGACAUCGAAAUGUCUUCAUUUGUUAGAAUAACAAGCCAGGACUUUGUAAAAUAUCCACAUGGGAUUGCCUACCUUUCGAGCAUCGACGGAAGAGGCAAUUUYAUCGCAUUUUCCAUUUUUAAAAUGCAUGGAACCGGUCGCAAUGGUCGAAAGAGACUGUAUACUUUUGUGGCUUUGUUGUGCAACUGCGGUGGAGAAUUUCGCGACGGCUUCCUGAAAGAAAAUGUAACAGAAAACAAUAUUUUAUCGAUUGUUCAGUGCUACCUACAGACAGCUCACCGUCAAAUUCCUCUAGUGAAAGUUUCUGCGGAUGAUGUGUCAGGUUUUGUGAUCAAAUUCUGUUUUGACAAGUUCUUGAAGAAAAAGAUGCAGUAUCCGAGUAAAGACGUGCAAACAAUCGUUGAGCUGUUUCGACGAGCAAACAAGUACACGAUCUAUAAAACUGCCAGUGAAUAUUUGGUGGACAAAUUUGGAGAAACACGAAAGGCGCCAAGAUAUUAUUACUUGGACCACAGGAGAAGAGAGUUUCAGUCAUGGUGGAUGGAGCGCACGGAAUUCGAGCGUAACAACCUACCCCUCCCCUAUCCACCUUUUUACGAAACUGAUGGCAAAGUUCUAACCUGUGUCUACAUCAAUAAGCUCAAUAAAAAACUSACCACAGAAGAGAAUUACGAGAGAUUUUCCGGUAUGGCGCGCCACAUGGGAUUCUGGUACCUCCACUCUCGUAAACCUCUUUACCUCAAAUUGGCAGCAACCAUGUUUGAAGCUCAUGACAAAAUAAUGGAAAASAAGAGAAAUGGGAAAUCCUUUGACACGGAAAAUCCUGUACUUAUGAUAAUAGUGGCCAGAACGCAGAUUAUUCUAAACCAGCAAGGGUACUGCGAAGGACAGAMCMCGAGGUCGAUUAACUUGGCAACCACAAGAAGCUCCUGCAACAUGUGCGGCGCUGCUGUAGAAAAGGGAAUGGCUGAUAACGAUUUGACAUGCAUCAAYAAGGAAGGAGAGGCAGGACUUGGCAAUGAAAUGACCCGUGAAGUAUUAACAAUCAUGUUUCAUGAUGUCAAGAAAGUGGGCGUUCCCAUGACAGCGGUUAGAUCGGUGAGGCGAGUUUUUGAGCAAGCGUUUUUCACCUUCUUUACUCAUUGUUUCAAGACCCAUGUAUACUGGAAGGAAACCCCCACUCCUCCAAUGAUCGAUAAGCUUGCUGUKCAAAUUAGCUUACACCUACUGCGCAUGAUCAUUAUCAAUCGUAACGCUGACUGGAGGGAAGUCUUAUCAAGUGGUUUACCAUCUUUGAUUAGGUCCAUUUGCGGGCCAGGACUAAGCGACCAGAGUAUAAAUACAGUGUGCACUCAUUUUUCAAAUGCCUGCAACUCGAUUAAAAACAAAAAUUGUCGAAAUAAUCAGACAAACAGGGAUAUAGUGAAACAAUCGCUCAAUUGCAAAAUCCAUGCUUUGGCGGCAUACGUKAACGGACCGAGCAUUGGGACGCACAUGAAUCUAAGGUGGAAGUAUAUGUCAGAGACAAGAAGGAAAGAACUUCUUGAAUGUGAUCCUGAGCUGAUCAACCAAGCGCUUCUCAGCGUCUACACAAAGACGACGGCCAUCGUUAUCGAGAAGUUGAAUAGUCUUAAAACUGCAAUAGUGAASAAGUCACAGCAGCAAGACGGUGUGAACAGCGACUGCAAGGAAAGCGUAAAGAAGCAAAUCUGUGGUGAUUCGGAAUGCCCUUGUCAUCUUUUUUCAAGGUUUAAAGAUUACUUCUUCAUGGUUCUCCCUGCAUUAACCGAAGACGACGAUUCGCUUCUAAAGUGGGUAAGCUCACAGUCAGAUGGAGACGACACAGAAAUUGAAGAARACUUAAAAGAAAAAGAGAAAAAGAAACCAAACCACGAGGACGAGAAUGAUGACAUCGGAGGAAAAGUCAUGCUUAACCAUGCGUUAUUCCUCCAAGACAACAAUUUGCUAAGUGAGACGAUAAGUGGAGAUGAAAACGCACUCGCUGACAACAUCGACGACUUCUACUGCGAUUCUCUAMCCGAUGACUGCCCGCUUCUUAACGUGAUAACCAACGCUGUUUAUCUCAAGCUUUUCACGGCCACAGCCACGAAGAUAAUGCAACAGUUUAAUGAUGUYCCWCUCAUGGAGGAAUAUUGCCCGUCAAGUGAGGAAUACUAUCGGCCAACCUGYGCUGGAUGYGAAUGGGAAGAAGAUKCAAACGAUCGGUUUUUGAUGUGUGGAGGAUGCAAAUCUGUGUAUUACUGCAGUAAGGAUUGUCAGAAGCGUCACUGGAAAAAAGGACAUAAGAAAAUAUGUAAAAGUAUCGUUAAUAAAUCUAACUGGUACUAAGAUAAUUAGAUUGCAGAUAAGUAAAGCAAACUAAGACACUUUUUACGCGAAUAUCUGAAAGCUUGUUGCAACUUAUACCGUGAUUAAUUGAACAAAUUUUUAUUAAAUCAAU
This is a messenger RNA of Exaiptasia diaphana, 2785 nucleotides long. RefSeq lists its product as uncharacterized. The transcript has 3 exons. The record is from RefSeq and is a predicted model, not a curated record. NCBI's taxonomy places the organism in Eukaryota, Metazoa, Cnidaria, Anthozoa, Actiniaria, Aiptasiidae. Bases 322 to 2673 code for a protein of 783 amino acids.